This is a messenger RNA of Arachis ipaensis, 702 nucleotides long. Lineage: Eukaryota; Viridiplantae; Streptophyta; Magnoliopsida; Fabales; Fabaceae. The record is from RefSeq and is a predicted model, not a curated record.
AUGAGCAAGAACUUCAUUUGUCCGAGCAUUUUACCGUGGGGAGCACCGGUAUUACUGGUGAAAAAGAAAGAUGGAAGUAUGCGUCUAUGUGUGGACUACAGUUAUCACCAAAUACGGGUGAGAGACGAAUAUAUCCCUAAGACUGCCUUCAGAACUCGUUAUGGUCAUUAUGAGUACACUACUGAAGAAGAGCAUGUAGAACACUUGAGAACUAUGUUGCAGAUACUGAAGGAAAGGAAACUCUAUGCGAAACUGUCCAAGUGUGAGUUUUGGAAGGACGAUGUGAAGUUUCUGAGCCAUGUAGUAAGCAAACAAGGGAUAGUUGUAGAUCAUUCUAAGGUAGAAGUAGUAAUGGAUUGGGGGCAACCGACAUCAGUAACUAAGAUAAGGAGUUUUUUUGGUUUAGCUGGUUAUUAUCGGAGGUUCAUCAAAGGUUUCUCACAAAUAGCUUUACCAAUGACGAAGUUAACCCGCAAAGAUGCGCCAUUUGUCUGGACAUCUGAGUGCGAAGAAAGCUUUCAAGCUUUGAAGCAGAAGUUGACCACAGUGCCUGUGCUCAUGUUACCAAAACCAAAUGAACCGUUUGAGGUGUACUGCGAUGCUUCAUUAAAGGGUUUGGGGUGUGUGCUGAUGCAACACUGGAAUAUUGUGGCAUAUGCUUCACGACAGUUGAGACCUCAUGAAGUUAAUUAUCCGAGCUGA